Messenger RNA from Clunio marinus, 348 nucleotides. The record is from the annotation of a GenBank genome assembly. NCBI's taxonomy places the organism in Eukaryota, Metazoa, Arthropoda, Insecta, Diptera, Chironomidae.
AUGAGGGCAUUCGAAUUUUUCACAUUGGAAUAUCGCUACAGUGUCAUGUACCGAGAAGUUUUUCGAUCUCCCAAGUUUGAGUGGUGCAGCAUGGAAAACAACUCUAAUCCAGCAAUGAAAGCUCUUUUCGAAGUAUUACGAUAUGCAUCAAGCAACAUGUAUGUAGGAUGUCCUGUUAUUUCAAUCGAAUUUAAGAAUGCAAUAAUCCCAGUAAGUUAUGUGCCGGAAAUAUUACCAAGAGGAGAUUAUCGAAUGAAACUUUUUUAUUAUGAUGGUUCUGACAAAUCGACUAUGAACGUCACCAUUAUUUCAGCACUCCGUUCAUCAGAUCACACGCGUUUUGGAUGA